CUGUUUCAGCUAUUUGAAACUUAGCUUCGCUGUUACAGUAAUGUUCGAUCAGUUCGACCAGCAGUCGGGUACCGAGAUCUUGGACUGUACCGGUCUCAGAGUGAGGAAGCUGAACCGUACUACCACGGCGAUUACAGGAAACUGCAUUCAGAAGGAAGAGAUAGACAAAGAUUAUAUGUUGUCGACUGUGAUCUUGUACAGCCGUUUGGGGAACCAGCAGUACAACUACUCGCCCUACAAAAUACCUAAUCAAAGAGCUUGUGAAACUGCAAAAGGAUUUGCUAAUGAAUACAAAAAGUGGUUAAAGGACGUAGAGAACCUUCCCGAACCAGACGAGUGUCCGAUUGCAAAGCGUACGAUCAUAGUGAAGGACGGAAUCUUUCCAUCCGAAGUCAUACCACCGGGAUUGGUCCAGCCAGGCCUCUGGAAGUCUGUAGUGACAAUUGAGAAACCGAACGGCGGCAACGUGACGUUUUCAUUGGUUUUCAAAGUAUACUCCGAUGGAUUAUUCUGA
Molecule: messenger RNA, 514 nt
Organism: Anopheles darlingi
Lineage: Eukaryota; Metazoa; Arthropoda; Insecta; Diptera; Culicidae
Exons: 2
Coding region: 41-514 (157 amino acids)
Source: RefSeq, a predicted model, not a curated record